Trypanosoma grayi is the source of this 1332-nucleotide messenger RNA. RefSeq lists its product as hypothetical. The coding region runs from base 1 to 1332 and encodes 443 amino acids. NCBI's taxonomy places the organism in Eukaryota, Euglenozoa, Kinetoplastea, Trypanosomatida, Trypanosomatidae. The record is from RefSeq and is a predicted model, not a curated record. Gene Ontology annotation, molecular function: single-stranded DNA binding. The transcript has a single exon.
AUGCCACACCUCGACGCUUUCCUCAGCCGUCACAUUCGCCCGGACCACCCACUCCGUCACCACCCACUCUGGUUAAGCGAGCGUGACUUGUUGACCAUCCCUAACGUGCGCUUUGACUACACAAGCUUGCAGAAGAGCGGAAAAAAGGGUGCUGCUGUGGGUCCGGAUUCGGUGAUUGCACAGGUCCCCAACACGUCUUUUCUCUUCAACAUGGAUCAGCUUCUCCCGGAGAGCGAGGUUCGCUGGCAACUUCCCGUCGCCGCCACCCCAAUGUCAGUCUCGUCAAUGCAGCCGUACAAGCAACAGAUGCAGAGCAUGUUGGAGUGUGCACGGAGGGCGAGGGGUUUCGAGUCAAACUGGUGGGGCACGCGCCGGAGAUGGCUCCUGCGAGGGGGACAAGUUGCCCCGCAGGAGCAGGCCUUUCCUCUGCGUGGUUUUUUUAUUACACGGCUCUUGCACAUCUCACUCCUUGCGAAUGCAGAGGACAUACUGAGGCACUCCUUUAUAUCGGGAAAGACGGGUUUAUUGCUCUCGUGGUGGAACAUGGACACGGUGCCGGGAUUGGACAGGGAUUUUCGGCGUCUGGUGGAGGCGCACUUCCUCAAGCAUGGGUUUCAAACGCCGCUAUACUUCUCGAAAGCAGGACUUCGGCGUGCAGGCAUUGCUGUCAGACCGGACGCAGACCCUCUUGAUUUUUAUGAGGUCAAUUUAAGGGAAAACAAUGAACGUGCUAGCAGUACAUCAGCGAUCGCACAAAGCAUGAAUACGUACCAGCAGUACUAUCAUCUUUCACAGUUAAUCCUUCCAGAGAAUUAUAGAAUCUCACCAGCGGUGCUCGAGGCGGAACAGUUGAAUCCUGGCUUGCCCAUUCACGGCAUCACGGGCAAGUUGCUCGAACUGCCGGAGCUGCAGUACGAAGCAAUGCGGAACUCCACGUCGCCGGAGUUGGCUUCACUCAUUGCCCGCGACAGCGAGUCCGGCAUGAUGUGCUCCGCUGCAGACUUGCAGUCACCCAGCACCGUUCGGGGGCGGAGCUUGUGGUACUUACCCCACGACGUGCUGGAGGUGGGUGGCCUUGUUGACGUCAACGCGGUGCCGGUGGAGGUGAGUGUGCCCAAUACGUCGUCAAACGGAGGGAAGUGUCUCUACAACGUGGAGCAGCUCCUUCUCCCGUUAGAGGGCUACAAAGUCGUUGGAUGCAUCGCGUGUGUGAAGAGUGCAUUUCCAGAAGCAGAGCCGCAGCCUCCGCGUGGAGGCACGGAUGCUGAUGCUGAUGCCGAUGUCGAUGCCGAUGCCCAGGAGGAUGCAGAUGAUCAUGUGUUUGCCCUCUGA